Messenger RNA from Antechinus flavipes (yellow-footed antechinus), 2325 nucleotides. RefSeq names its product hydroxylysine kinase (gene HYKK). Gene Ontology annotation, molecular function: amino acid kinase activity. Bases 208 to 1320 code for a protein of 370 amino acids. The transcript has 5 exons. The record is from RefSeq and is a predicted model, not a curated record. NCBI's taxonomy places the organism in Eukaryota, Metazoa, Chordata, Mammalia, Dasyuromorphia, Dasyuridae.
GGAGCCUCUUUCAGCGCUACUUGGCGCUAGGCUCAGGGCGGAGAGCUGCGGGAAGGCUGGCUGUGCCUACGUGGCUCCGCUGAGGGUCCCCAUCUCCUAGCGGCCGGGGGUGCAGUGGGUCCCCCCGAGCUGGGGACGCCGACUUUGGGGGCGCAGGUGCCCUUCCACGCUCCGGGAGCCUCUUUCUCGAUCUGCCUCCUCGGCGCCAUGUCAGGCCAGGAGCCGGAGCAGUCCCAGGCCCUCACCAAGCCGGCCUUCAGCGAGCUCCAAGCCUCCGCGUUGGUGGAGUCAGUGUUCGGCUUCAAGGUGGCCAAGAUCCAGCCUCUGCCCAGCUACGAUGACCAGAACUUCCACGUGCACGUUCCCAGUGGCGGCUCCCGUGAGUACGUGCUCAAAGUGAACAACACGGAGUCCAGCAGGAACGCAGACCUGAUAGAGGUGCAGAGCCGCGUCAUGAUGUUCCUGCAGGCGGAGGGCUUUCCCACAGCCACUGUGCACCCCACCAAAGGAGGCAGCCUGACCUCUCUGAUGUCCAUCGACAGCGGCUCCGAGACCAAAAGUUACCUGCUGAGGCUGUUUACGUACCUGCCAGGAAGACCCAUAGCCCAGGUUCCCGUCACUCCGAAGCUCUUAUAUGAGGUUGGCAAACUGGCAGCGCAGAUGGACAGAAGUCUGGAGAAAUUCCGCCAUCCAAAGAUAGGCAGCCUGCAUCGGGGGGACUUCAUCUGGAACCUGAGAAAUGUUCCUCUUCUAGAAAAAUAUAUUCAUGCCUUGGGCCCAAGCAAAAACCGAGAGAUGGUGGAGCAGGUGCUCCAACGCUUCAAGGAUGAGAUCGUGACAAAGUUGAGCCAUUUUCGAGAAUGCAUAAAUCACGGAGACCUAAAUGGCUACAACAUCUUGGUGGAGGCCAGCGGUGAGGCUUCUGGAGACCCAGCGUAUCGUGUGUCUGGCAUCCUGGACUUUGAGGACAUGAGCCACGGCUACUACGUGUUCGAGGUAGCCAUCACCAUCAUGUAUAUGAUGAUGGAGAGCAAGGACUCCCUGGCUGCGGGGGGCCAUGUUCUGGCCGGCUUCGAGAGCGUCAUCCCGCUGACAGCCGAAGAGAGGGGGGCCCUUUUCUUACUGGUGAGCAGCCGGUUUUCUCAGUCACUUGUGAUGUCUGCCUACACGUGCCAGCUCUACCCCGAGAACAAGGACUACCUCAUGAUCACUGCCAAAACGGGCUGGAGACACCUGCAGAACCUGCUCGAAACGGGUCAGAAGGCCGUGGAGGACAUCUGGUUUGAGACCGCCAAGUCCUACAGAGCCGGAGCGCUGUAGAGACACCACCAGCACAGAUGGGGCGCAGCCGGUUGGAUGGGACGACUGCAGAAAGCCUCCACAGGCGCCUUCUCAGACCACUUGGGAGCCUUCCCUGCGACUAGUCCCACAAGGAGAGCUCCCGUUUCUACGGGGUAAACAGGCUGAGCCUGACUUCAUGUUUCCCACUAGGAGACAUGAACUAAUUGAAGUGAUUAAUUUUUAUCUUAAUAAUACUGCUACUGAGCACUUACCUAUGGAAUUCUCACAUAAUCCAAUUCUCAUGAGACUGACGAGGAUGAAGAGAAGGGAACUCAGUCUCUGGCAGUAGCAUCUUCUUAAAACACUACUUUGAUCAUAGAUUCCCCCAUUCAAAAAUCUCCAUUAGCUCUCCAUUACCCAUAGAUAAAAUCCUGAUGGUCCAAGCCCUUCCUAGCUGGACUUCUGAUAGCUCCUUCAUGUUCUCCAUUUCUGCCUUCAGGAACCAUCCACUUAAUCUUGUCAACACCUUUCUUCAAAGGAUCCUUCACUGAGACAUAUGAGAAGACCCUUCAUUUUUAUCUGAAAAUAUCACAGAUAUCACAGAGGUGGGGUGCCAGUGAUGGGAACAAUAGUGUUCUCUGGGUGUGGAAUGUUGAAUAGAAAAUUCAUUUUUUUCAAUAUGUUAAUGAAUUUUGAUGAAUUUUUCUUCCUUUUUAAAAAAUCUUUGUCAUCAUUAAUUUCUUUAUAAAUCCCAAAGCACUAAAUAAAUCCUAUCUGUAUUAAUACUAAAAAAAUAAAUAAAUAAAGCCACUCCAAGACUUAGGACUUAAGAGUCUCUGUGUUUGAAAAGAAAGUUCCAGCAACUGCCCUGUCCACUGGAAAAGACCAUGAUGUUGUUAGAGACUGCUACUAUUAAGUGUUCCAUGUUUGGCUUUAUACUUCAGAAAUCCACAAAUGCUCCAAAUCAGGGCUUGUAUUCUAUUAUUUGACCUUAAGAAAGUAAUGGCGAAAAUGUUAACAAUGCUUAUUAAACUUAAACGUAUA